Messenger RNA from Aegilops tauschii subsp. strangulata, 4471 nucleotides. Lineage: Eukaryota; Viridiplantae; Streptophyta; Magnoliopsida; Poales; Poaceae. The record is from RefSeq and is a predicted model, not a curated record.
GGCAUCCUCAUCACCUUUUCUUCUUCCUCCGUACGUCUCCCUCCUCCCAUCUUCUUCGCCCCGGCUCCAUCGCCAGCCAUGGCACGUGGAGUCGGCGGCGAGGCGGGGACCGGCCGCCAGAUGUGGUGUCUGUGUCCCCAGCAGAGGCCACUUCAGGACGCGGUGCCGUCGUGCUGCUCCCGGGACACGUCUCCCCGAAGAAGCCUGAGCCCUGAGCUCUACUGUAGUCUGAUCAGCAGGCAAAGGGUUCUGAAUUCCGAUGGAUCAGUGUCGCCCGGAAUGUGUUCGACAGAAUGCCCCAACCAAAACGUGGGUAUCUAUCUACCGGCCUGCUGGGAAAUUGCAGUGACACGAAAGUGCCUGCUGCCCGCCGACAACGACACUGUGAUGUACUGGCCAAAUCUUGUCGAUGGAAGAAGACCAAUGCAUUCAUCCCACCGGCACAUGCUCGGUGUUUGUGGACUUACUAAUCAAGAACAACUGGGUCACGACACUUGCUAGAUUAGUAGGUGCCACACCCUCAACUAUAGCCUUAAAUCUUUAUUGGUUUCCAUCUAAAGAGGUACUCCCUCCGUCUAGCAAGCGUCUUAUAAUGUACAGACUCAGCAGGUCACGACACGCUCUUAUUUUAUGGGAUGGAGGGAGUAUUUUCCUGGAUACUCAAGGCCACAUCAGCUGGAAAACGACGCUAGGUACGGUCGUAAAUAGCAACCAAGGACAACAGCAAAAGACGCUAGCUAGAUCUAAACUAUUGACCGUUUUGGUGGCGAAUCUUCUUGCAAAAGUAUAAAAGGUUAAAUCAGUAUGUGCCCCAUCAUCAACCACAGCCUUAAUCUUCUAUUGGCUUCCGCUUAAAGUGGUAUAUUCCUGGAUACUCAAUGGAAGACCAAUACAACACGGAUCCAUCCCACCGGCACAGGCUUGGUAAUCUACUGGCAAUGCACUAGUGUUUCCUUCAAUAUUUCCGCCACAUUGGGUUCAUCAUAGUAUUUAUUUCAGUUGUUUGUGGACUUAUAAACAAGAACAAUACUAAAUUAGCAGGUUGCCCCGUCAUCAACCGUUGCCUUAAUCUUUUAUUGGUUUGCAUCUAAAGUGGUAUAUUCCAGGAUACUCAAGGCCACAUCAGCUUGAAAACGAUGCUACGGUUGUCAAAAACAACCAAGACAACAGCAAGAGACGCUUGCUAGAUGUAAACUAUUGACCGUUUUGAUGGUGAAUCUUCUUGGAAAGAUAAAAGAUUCCAUCUUUUCAGGUCUUGAAAGGGACAAGGGCGGUGCUUAGUGGGUGUGCUACCGCUAAGCAACAGUAAUAUUCAAGCUUCUUGUAAGGUUACUUCAGAAAUACAUGCACACUGCACACCACAGGAUUGGCUUGGAAGUGUCCACUGACCAAAGAUAUAAACGUUCCGUGGCCCUCGUAGCACUCAUGAGUCAUUACCCAACAACUCCAUUACUGAAGCAAAGGUUUGUAUAGCCAGCUCCAUCUAGGCAACCAUGUUAGAGGGUGUAAUCUGGUUGCUAAUCCUGAAGCUUGGGGAUGCCCUGGCAAAUGAAGCAGCUGUGCUAGGGAAGUCGUUUCUCGUCGAAGCAUCUGCUCUGCAAGGCCUGUUUGGUGAGAUACGGAAGAUGAAGGAGGAGCUGGAGAGCAUGCAGGCCUUCUUCCGAACCGUCGAGCGCUUCAAGGAUGCAGACGAGACAACGGUUGCAUUCGUGAAGCAGAUCAGGGGCCUUGCCUUUAACAUCGAGGAUGUUAUCGACGAGUUCACCUUCAAGCUGGGGGAGGACCGUGAGGGGAUGUUUCUGUUUAAAGCAAUUAGGAGGGUCAGACAGAUCAAGACAUGGUACCGGCUAGCCAACAGUUUGCGUGAUAUAAAAGCAAACCUCAAGAGUGCUGCGGAGAGAAGGCGCAGGUAUGACCUCAAGGGUGUUGAGAGGGACGCGAAACUGACAAGAAUAGGCAGCUUAAGUAUUAGACCUGCAGAGUCUGUACAUUUUAAAAGGGCAGAUGAUCUUGUGGGGAUUGCGGAGAACAGAGACUUGCUGAAGAAAUGGAUGAAAGAUGAGGAGCAGCGACACAUGAUCAUCACCGUUUGGGGCAUGGGAGGUGUUGGUAAGACAACGCUUGUUGCACAUGUCUACAACGCCAUCAAGACUGACUUCGACACCUGUGCUUGGAUCACCGUGUCUCAUAGCUAUGAGGCUAAUGAUUUGCUAAGACAGAUUGUUGAAGAGUUCCGAAAGAAUGACAGGAAGAAGGAAUUUCCAAAGGAUGUUGAUGUCACAGAUUACAGAAGCCUGGUGGAGACAAUCCGCCGUUACCUAGAGAAGAAAAGGUAUGUUCUUGUUCUAGAUGAUGUUUGGAGUGUGAAUGUUUGGUUUGACAGCAAAGAUGCAUUUUUUGGUGGCAAACUUGGUCGGAUAAUUUUCACAUCAAGGAUAUAUGAGGUUGCACUCCUUGCUUCCGAAGCCCAGAUGAUUAACCUGCAACCCUUGCAAAAUCACUAUGCAUGGGAUCUGUUCUGUAAAGAGGCAUUUUGGAAGAAUGAAAACAGAGACUGUCCACCAGAACUGCAAUAUUGGGCAAACAAGUUUGUGGAGAAAUGCAAUGGCUUGCCAAUCGCUAUUGUGUGCAUUGGGCGCCUCCUGUCAUUCAAGAGCGCCACUUUUCUGGAGUGGGAGAAUGUGUACAAAACUCUUGAGCUGCAAUUUACAAACAAUUGCAUCCUGGAUAUGAACAUAAUCUUGAAGGUUAGUUUGGAAGACUUGCCACACAACAUGAAGAACUGCUUUCUUUACUGCUGCAUGUUCCCAGAGAAUCAUGUGAUGCAAAGGAAGUGGCUAGUACGGCUCUGGGUCGCAGAAGGAUUUAUUGAGGCGAGUGAGCAUAAGACGUUGGAGGAGGUUGCAGAGGAUUACCUGACUGAACUCAUCAAUCGGUGCCUGCUGGUGGAGGUUAAGAGGAAUGAAUCAGGAUAUGUUGAUGAUUUCCAGAUGCAUGAUAUCCUUCGUGUGUUGGCCCUCUCCAAGGCACGCGAAGAGAAUUUUUGUAUUGUCCUCGAUUACUCAAAGACUAAUCUUAUUGGGAAAGCACGCCGUUUAUCAAUUCAAAGAGGGGAUAUCGCACACCUUGCAGAGUCCGUGCCGCACCUCCGCUCCUUGCUUGUUUUCCAGAAUUCACUGACUUUUGGCUCGCUCCGUUCAUUCUCAAGGUCUGUUCAGUUAAUGUCCGUCUUGAACCUGCAAGAUAGUUCGAUUGAGAGUCUGCCAAACGAGGUGUUUGACUUGUUCAACCUGCGUUAUCUGGGCCUUAGACGGACUAAAAUUGCAAAUAUCUCAAGGCUGAUUGGAAGGCUACAGAAUCUGCUUGUACUGGACGCCUGGAAAAGCAAAAUCACCAACCUGCCAGUGGAAAUCACAAGGCUCUCUAAGUUGACGCACCUCAUCGUCACCGUGAAGCCACAGAUACCAGCGAUGCAGUUCGUUCCUUCUAUUGGCGUGCCAGCACCUAUUGGCAUGUGGUCCUUGGCAAGCCUGCAGACAUUAUUGCUGGUGGAAUCCAGCUCCGAGAUGGUCCGUUACCUCGGUUCUCUGGUUCUGUUGAGGUCGUUCCGCAUCAGUAGAGUUCAAGGUCGCCAUUGUGAAAAGCUUUUCAAAGCUAUUACCAAUAUGGUCCGUCUAACCCGGCUCGGGAUCCAUGCGGAUGAUGACCAGGAAGUUCUGCAGCUCGAUGCACUCAACCCGCCUCCGUUGCUCCAGAAGCUUUUCCUGCUAGGGACGUUAGAGAAAGAAUCACUGCCUCGGUUCUUCUUAUCAAUUAGUAAACUGAAAAGCCUCACCAUUCUACGGCUUGUCUGGUCAAAGCUUGAGGAAGAUAUGUUCUGCUAUCUUGAGGAACUACAGCAGCUGGUGAAGCUUCAGCUUUACGAUGCAUUUGAUGGCAACAGGAUGCACUUCCGAGCAACGUCGUUUCAGAAGCUCCGGGUGCUGAAGAUCUGGGGAGCUCCACAUCUCAGCCAGAUGACGAUAAGAAGCGGGGCGAUGCCCAGCUUGGUUGAUCUGAAGCUCCUGCUCUGUCCGGAGUUGAAGUCGUUGCCGUGCGGGAUCGAGCACGUGGCCACCCUUGAAGAGCUGACCCUGGAUUCCACGGCGGAAGAGCUUGUGGACAGGGUUCGCCGGAAGAAAGAGGACACCAUAUCGCAUGUUCAGAGAGUCUACGUCGGGUUCGUCAGGAACCGCGAGCUCGCUGCAGAGAGGAUUCAGUAGAUUAGAUGCAUCUCUGUCCUCCCUUGUAACCUGCUCUCUGUACAGUGUGUUCUUCUCCUAGCAAUGAAUACCAACAGCUCUCCUGUUGGACUUGAGUAAAAAAAAAAAGUACAUGCAUCUCCAUCUGGACUGUUAUUGUUUUUUCUCUACUGUAAUCUCGUCAGAUCUGAUGUUACUUGAAACCUUCUGUUAUUAUCCAAUUUAUUUUG